AUGCCAAACACGUCCCUCCGCCGGCAGCCGCAGAAGGGCUUCCGCCGCGGCGGGAAAGUCGCCUACCAUGGCGGCGGCGCCCGGACGCGGACCUUUGCCGCCGCUUCGGGCCGCAACGAGGCCACCUCCAACGACGAGAAGUGGGAGCGCACCAAGUUGGCGCACAGCAUCGACGAGAACCUGGGCUUCGCGCGGUACGACGCCGGCCGCAAGCGCGAGGGCUGGCUCGUCAACAUCCAGCCCACCUCCAUCGAGGACGACCGCGUCCCCGGCGGCGGCGGCCGGGCCGCUGUCGACUGCUACUUCAUCGAGGAGGACGGCGCGACGUUCAAGGCGACGGUCGAGUACGAGCCCUACUUCCUCAUCGCCGUGCGCAAGGGCCACGAGGGCGAGGUCGAGGAGUGGUGCAAGAGGGCGCCCGGAGGGGGCGUGGUCAAGCACGUCAGGAGGGUGGAGAAGGAGGAUCUGCAGAUGCCGAACCACCUUCUCGGCUACCGGAGGACAUUCCUGGAGCUGAGGUUUGCCAACGUGCAGAACCUCAUGGCGGCGCGGAGAGACAUCAUGCCCAUUGCCGACAGGAAUAAGAAGAGCAUGAACGCCAUGGAUACCUACGCCGAGGUCGCUACAUCAAACGGCGACUUUGAUCUUUUUGACGAUUUACGAGACGACGAUAAACGACUUAAUGCUUCUUUUGCUGAUGCGAGCGACUUCAUCGUCGACAUCAGAGAGUACGACGUUCCAUACCAUGUUAGAGUAAUGAUAGAUAUGAACAUCCGGGUGGGCAAGUGGUAUCAUGUUGAGGCAAAGCAUGGCGUUACCACCGUCGUAUGCAACGAAGAACGCUUAGCGAUGGCGGACCCCGUUGUGAUGGCCUACGAUAUCGAAACUACCAAAUUGCCCCUGAAAUUCCCCGACGCCGCCAUCGACCAGGUCAUGAUGAUUUCAUACAUGAUCGAUGGGCAAGGUUUCCUUAUCACGAAUCGAGAAGUGGUCUCUGAGGAUAUCGCCGAUUUCGAGUACACCCCGCGCCCGGAAUACCCCGGGCCGUUCAUGAUCUUCAACGAGCCAGACGAGAAGGCUGUCCUCGAGAGGUUCUUCCUGCACAUCAAGGAGGCUCGGCCGACAGUCAUCGCGACCUACAACGGUGACUUCUUCGACUGGCCUUUUGUAGAAGCCCGAGCGAGCGUCAACGGAAUCGACAUGUAUCAUGAGAUUGGUUGGAGGAAGGACAGUGAGGAUCAGUACCAGUGCAACUACUCUGUGCACAUGGAUUGUUUCCACUGGGUGAACCGAGACAGUUACCUUCCUCAGGGUAGCAGAGGCUUGAAGGCCGUCACUGUCGCGAAGCUGGGCUACGAUCCAGACGAACUCGAUCCGGAAUUGAUGACACCCUAUGCCGCCGAGCGCCCGCAAACACUCGCAGAAUACUCCGUAUCCGAUGCAGUGGCCACCUACUACCUAUACAUGAAAUACGUCCACCCCUUCAUCUUCUCAUUAUGUACCAUUCUCCCUCUCAAGGGGGACGAGACGUUGCGCAAGGGUACGGGAACCCUCUGCGAGAUGCUGCUGAUGGUGCAGGCCUACUGGAAAGAGAUUGUCCUGCCCAAUAAGCAUGUAUCGCCAAAGGAGUCAUUCUGGGAUGGCCAUCUCCUAGACUCUGAGACUUAUGUUGGUGGUCAUGUUGAGAGUAUCGAGGCUGGAGUGUUCCGCUCAGAUAUUCCCGUCAACUUCGCUGUCGAUCCGGCAGCUUGUGAUGAGCUCAUCAAGGAUCUGGAUGCGGCUUUGACUUUCAGUAUCACUGUGGAGGAGAAGAAGUCGAUGGACGACGUCGAAAACUACGAAGAGGUCAAGCAGCAGAUCAUAGCGAAACUGCUAAAUCUUAAGGAGACGCCAAACCGGAGUGAGCGCCCCCUGAUUUAUCAUUUGGACGUCGCAUCCAUGUACCCAAACAUCAUGACGACGAACCGUCUACAGCCCGACUCCAUGAUCCAGGAGUCAGACUGUGCCGCUUGUGAUUUCAACCGGCCAGGCAAGACCUGCGAUCGGAGGUUGCCUUGGGCAUGGCGUGGCGAGUACCUGCCAGCGAAGCGCGACGAGUACAACAUGAUCAGGAAUGCAUUGGAAAACGAGAAGUUCCCUGGGAAAUGGCCCAACUCGCCGCCGCGGACUUUCCAAGAUCUUACUCCCGACGAGCAAGCGACUCUGAUCCGGAAACGUCUCCAGCUCUACUCCCAGAAGGUGUACCACAAGAUCCACGACUCGACUACCAUCGUUCGUGAGGCCAUUAUCUGUCAGCGGGAGAACCCUUUCUACAUCAACACCGUGCGGGACUUCCGAGAUCGAAGAUACGACUACAAAGGCAAGGCCAAGGUAUGGAAGGGAAAGACGGAGGGCCUCAAAUCCUCCGGCGCGACAGCAACCGAGAUCGAUGCCGCCAAGAAGAUGAUCGUCCUUUUUGACUCGCUGCAGCUUGCUCACAAGGUCAUUCUGAACUCGUUCUACGGCUAUGUCAUGCGAAAAGGUUCUCGGUGGUACUCCAUGGAGAUGGCAGGAGUGACGUGCCUGACUGGUGCUCAUAUCAUCCAAAUGGCUCGGCAGCUGGUCGAGCGGCUUGGUCGCCCUCUAGAACUGGAUACCGAUGGUAUCUGGUGCAUGCUUCCGGCGACGUUCCCGGAGAAUUUUGCCUUCAAGCUCAAGAACGGAAAGAAACUGCCUAUCUCAUACCCCUGUGUUAUGUUGAACCACUUGGUUCACGCAAAAUUCACGAACCAUCAAUACCAGACCUUGACGGACCCCAAAACCUUCAAGUACGAGACGCACAGCGACAACUCCAUCUUCUUUGAGGUCGACGGUCCCUACAAGGCCAUGAUCCUCCCCACCUCGAAGGAGGAAGACAAGAACUUGAAGAAGCGAUACGCCGUCUUCAACGAUGACGGCAGUCUGGCCGAGUUGAAGGGCUUCGAAGUCAAGCGAAGAGGUGAGCUGAAGCUUAUCAAGAUCUUCCAGCAACAAAUCUUCAAGUUCUUCUUGGAGGGUACCACCCUCGCAGAAUGCUAUGGAGCGGUCGCCAAGGUUGCCAACAGGUGGCUCGAUGUGCUUCACAGCAAGGGGUCCACCCUCGCCGACGAGGAGCUGAUGGAGCUGAUUUCCGAAAACCGAAGCAUGACGAAAACGCUGGAGGAAUACGGCUCCCAAAAGUCUACUUCCAUCACCACCGCACGGCGUCUCGCCGACUUCCUGGGUGAGCAGAUGGUCAAGGACAAGGGCUUGAACUGCAAGUUCAUCAUCUGCUCCAGGCCCAAGAACGCCCCCGUCACCGAGCGAGCUGUUCCCGUUGCCAUCUUCUCGGCCGAGGAGGAGACGAAGAGGCUCUACCUCAAGAAGUGGCUCAAGGAAGAGCCGGCUGAUACAGAUCCCAGGGCACUGCUCGACUGGGACUACUACCUGGAGCGUCUCGGCUCUGUCAUCCAGAAGCUCAUCACCAUUCCUGCUGCUCUUCAGAAGGUCCGGAAUCCAGUUCCGAGGGUCGCUCACCCAGACUGGCUGCAGCGCCGAAUCAAUAUCAAGGAUGACAAGAUGAAACAGAAGAAGCUGACCGAUCUGUUCACCAAAGGCCCUCUCGAGGACAUAACAAACCUCAGCAACGGGCGAGUUGGUGACUUGGAAGAUUUCGGGUCCAAGCUCCUCAAGCCCAAGACUGUCACUGAUGCUAUCACCGCAACUCAGAAAGAUGCCAAGAACCAGAAGAGGAAAUCCCCGGAACCUGAAGCUACUGCGGAGAGCACCGACCCGUUUGCCAGCUUGCCAAAGGUCAUGCCAAACCCUUCCGAGGACUACCCGGCGUUCCUGGCGUACCAGAAGAAGAAGUGGAAGCUCCAGAAGGCAGCCAGGAUUAGGCGGAGACACCUCUUUGGCGAUCGCCGCGGUAACAUGGCAAACAACAUUCAGCAGACCUUCCGCAACCAGGCAGAGGUUACGUUCAGGAACACCUGGCAGCUUCUCCAGCUGAAGACGACAGACAACCCUGGUGUAGUGACGGCCUACGUCCUGAUCGACGCCAAGAUCCACUCGCUGAAGAUCAAAGUACCGCGACAAGUAUACCUCAACCUGAAGAGCAAGGACCUUCCGGACAUCGAGGUUGAAGGCUGUCAUGUGGAGCAGGUCAAUCAUACCCUUCCCAACGGUCACUCUUCUGUGCAUCUCUUCAAGCUUACCGUGCCGGAGGACAUCUACUUCGCCGAGGCCGAGAAGUUCAGUCUCUUGUUCAACCACCCCAGUGUAGAAGGCGUCUAUGAGAAGCAAGUGCCCUUGAACGUCCGGGCUAUGCUUCAGCUUGGCAACCUCUGCACAAUUGAUGAGAGCCAGCCUGGCGUGCUCGGCAGGGGCCUCGACCAAGGAUUUGAUCUACCUAGUCUCAUCAGGCCGGCAAAGCCCAAGCUUUAUCUGGACUCGGCCCCGAUGGCAUACAUUUACAUUUCACACAUCAGUGCCGGAGAGCGACAAAUAUUCGGCAUCUUCUCCACGACAAGCGACCAAGCACAUGUCGUCAUAUUGCACAAGAACAAAGACAGUGGGCAAGACUUGCCAAACAUCACAAAGAUGUACUCUGAUCAUCUCGCCAAGCGGACAGAGGAAGCGGAAGGCACCAAUUGGAGAGACUGCUUCCCAUACCAAGACAAGGUCAACUUCAAAAUCACUCAGGUCACAACGCGCCGGAAAGCAUUCCUCGAGAUUGGCGACGUCGUCAAGAAGAUGCGGAAGGACGAGGCACGACCGCAGAUGAUGGUCAUCCAGUCGUCACAGCGCAACCUCCUGGUGCACGACAUUCCCAUUCUCGGCGAGUUCCCUGUCCUGCCGCUGAAGUACGACCCUGCCGACAGCUCGCUGCCGCCUCUGGGCUGGCAGUCAGUCAUUGCCAGGCGACUGGUCAACCACUACCUCGGCCUUGGGUCUUGGAUUCUUCACUUGACAGCGCUGGCGAGAUACGGCGACGUGCCGCUGUGCAAUCUAGAACGCGACGACCCGCGGUUCUUGAUUGACGUCGCAUACGCUCGCCGCCUGCAGGCGAACAACGUCGUCCUGUGGUGGUCUGCCGGCCCUCGUCCUGACCAUGCUGGGUAUGAGCGUGACGAUGUGGUAGGCCCGCUGGACACGGUGCAGAUGCCCGCCAUCAACAAUCCCGGGACUUUCUCUUCUGUGUGUAUCGAUCUGGAGGUCCGAAACCUCGCCAUCAACACCAUCCUCACGUCGUCCUUGAUCAACGAACUCGAAGGUGCCGACUCCAUCUCGUUCAACCCUGCCUCUGACGGGGCACAAGAAGGGUCUGAGACGCUGUUCUCCGAAAACGCAUUUGCCAAUGCCGGUGUCCAGGUCCUUCGUGAGAUGGUGAAGAGCUGGUGGGCUGAGGCGUGCAAGGGCAACACCAUGGCUGACGUGAUGGUGCAGCAUCUCGUCCGCUGGGUCGAGAAUCCCGGUUCGUUCCUUUACGACCGUGCUCUACACUAUUAUGUGCAGAUGAUGUCGCGAAAGGCAUUCCAGCAGCUUAUGGCUGACUUCCGAAGAGUGGGGUCGCAGGUCGUCUUUGCAAACUCCAACCGCCUUUUACUACAGACUACCAAGGCGGAGGUUGGCAAUGCUUACGCCUACAGUCAGUACAUCUUGAAGUCGAUCAAGAGCAAGCCCUUGUUCCACUUCAUCGACCUGGAAAUCAAGGAGUACUGGGACUACCUGGUCUGGUACGAUGAGUUCAACUACGGAGGUAAGGCUUGCCAGGAAGUCGUCGAGACAGACCAGCAGGCACUGGAAACUGUCAUGCACUGGCAAAUGUCAACCUUCUUGCCCGUCCGCCUACAGCCCACCUUUGCCGACUGGGUGGUGGAGUUCAUCCAGCUCAUGCACGCGUUCAAGAGGCCCGCCGACGGCUCAGAUCCCUCUGCCACGCCCCGCCUCACCCAGAUCCCGCAGCGCAGCCUAGCAGAAGGCGCGGAAGGGCAGAUCAUCCUCGGCAAGGCCUUCGAGAAGCCCCUGAAGAAGGACAUCGCGGGCCUGGUCGCCACGCAGAAGCGGGAGCUGCUGCACCCGGAGCUGGCCGUCGACUACGUCUUCCCCACGCUGCCCGGCUCGCACCUCUCGGACCUCGGCUCGCGCAACGCCGUCCUCGAGCUCGUCAAGAUGCUCAUGCAGGUGCUCUCGCUCGACAAGAACAUCACGAUGGAGGCGCGCCUGCUGCGCAAGGAGCUGCUGGCCAUGUUCGAGGUGCGCGAGUUCAGCAAGGAGGGCGCCUUCCAGAACCCGUCCGAGAGCCUGCGCCUGAGCCAGCUCAGCUGCGACAGCUGCACCAUGGCGCGCGACCUCGACCUGUGCCGGGACGAGGACCUGCUGCCGGAGCUGGGGCCGGACGGCAAGCGGGCGGCGGGGGCGGCGGCGGGCGACGCGAGGCCGUGGCUGUGCCCGUUCUGCGGCGUCGAGUACGACCGCAACGAGCUCGAGGAGCGGCUCGUCGGCGCCGUGGAGGCGUUUGUCGUCGAGUGGGCGACGCAGGACCUCAAGUGCGCCAAGUGCGGCGCGCUGAGGGUCAACGACUUCAUGGAGCACUGCACCUGCUCCGGGGCGUGGGGCCCGUCGGUCAAGAGGGACGAGGUGGUCCGGCGGUUGAAGGUGUACAGGAACGUGGCUAAGUUCUACGGGCUGAGGAUGCUGGGCGAUGUGGUCGAGAGCGUGUUUGAGAGUCUUUGA
This is a messenger RNA of Thyridium curvatum, 6735 nucleotides long. RefSeq lists its product as uncharacterized. Lineage: Eukaryota; Fungi; Ascomycota; Sordariomycetes; Thyridiales; Thyridiaceae. The record is from RefSeq and is a predicted model, not a curated record. Gene Ontology annotation, biological process: DNA replication; mitotic cell cycle; base-excision repair, gap-filling. Gene Ontology annotation, cellular component: nucleus; epsilon DNA polymerase complex. The coding region runs from base 1 to 6735 and encodes 2244 amino acids. Gene Ontology annotation, molecular function: zinc ion binding; DNA-directed DNA polymerase activity; DNA binding. The transcript is spliced from 3 exons.